CUAUUACUGGCAGAUCCAUUGAUUGAACUCUGAUUCCGUGUCUCCCUCCUUCCUCUGUCGCCCCAAGUCUUGCUCAAGUCUUCGCCUACUCCCCAAUCUCUCUGUGCGCGUGAUCCCUUAGAUCUAAGGACGUCACACCCCGCCUCCCCUGCUCCCGCAGUGUCCCGGCGACCCACCUCGCCCCGCCUCCACACCGCCUGCAUCCCCCAUUACUUUUGCUCCCCAGCCCCCCGGCCGCCAGGCACGAGAAUCUGCCAUUCUCCUGGGUCCUGGCGCGGGGGUGGCGUCUUCGUGCCAGCAGGCAGCAGUCGGCGAGAGCUGGUCGCCUCAACGGCUCCGUUCGCUUCGUCUAUGCAGUUCCCGUCAAAGGAGCAAGCAAAGGAGAGGUCAAGGGACUGGGAAAUCUAUUUCUUUAAACCAUCCGUCAAGUGGGUUCCAUACUUGAGGUGGCACACCACACACUAAGAAAUUUUCCUGGUUCUGCCACUGCAUCCAGCUAGCGGCUUAUCCUUGCAAUGACGUUCAGAAUCAAGGUACACGGUGUUGAAAUGCUCAACCCCGUCGUCAUCCAAUUUGUCGUCACCCUCACUACCUCGCUCAUGGUGACCCGAUUUGUGCUGGAUGCUUUGCGGCAUCGGUCAACAGGCAAUGGCAUGAGAAGGACACUGAUCAUUUUGGACCCAGUAACCCAAGCAUUGACCGUAUACAGUCUUGGGAUCAUGCAACGCCACUCCGAUAAGGACUACUACUACAAGGUGUGGGCUGUGCUGUUGGUCACCCUCCGUUACAGCGUGAAGAUAGGCCGCCCGGCCGGCAUCGCCCUGAAGCAAACCCCGUUGGUCGAUCUGAUGUCCUCCUUCUGGGCUGCCAACAUCCUUCACUCUAAGGCACCCAAGAUUCUCAAGGUAACUGGUUGGCUGCUUUGGUCAGUCAACUCUUUACGCAUCAUCCAUGGUUUUGUCUCCUCAGAGUUCGCCAAUAAUAGCCACAGAGAAAAUUUGAAGUUAUUAACAGAGUACAUGCGUCAUGAGCAUAAAGCGGGUGGUGCUUGUGCUGAUGGUGACCCUAGCACAAUGAAAGGGUACAGGUACUUGGUGCGAGGUGAAACCAAGAAAUGGAAGAAGAAAGAAACCGGCGGACAAGCAAGAGAUGGUGAUAUGGCCGGGGAAAGUGAGAAUAUCAGGAGUCUCUUGCAGGCGUUGGGAGAUAAGGACAAGGAGGUCCUGACGCUUGAGAAGAUCUGGGAGGAGCCGGCUGAGUCGCCCGACGCCCUUGACAAGGAGCUCAAGGACCUCUGCCUCUCCUUUGCACUCUACAAGCUCCUUCGCAGGCGUUUCUUCAACUUCGUCAUCCACGAGGCCGAGCUGAAAAGGACGAGACAGCUGGUCCUUGAGGGGAUCCUUGGUGACUCAACGACCACGGCCGAAAGGGCGUUCCGUGUCAGCGAGGCCGAGGUGUCAUUCCUCAAUGACUUCUUCAACAGCAGGCAUGCCAUAAUAUUUGCAAAAGGCUUUCCGUUCAUCCGGCUCCUGCUAUCCACCAUUUUGAUAGGGGGGAUCGGAGGCAUGGCGGUUGCUAUCUAUAACUUCUCCAAGGUUGGUACAAGAGACGAGCUCGGCAAUGUUCAUGGCGGAGUAACUUUCACAUGGUUUCUCCUGUCGUUUCUUUUUGUAAAAGAGACAUGGGAGAUCGCAACUUACGUGUUCUCAGACUGGACCAAGAUAAUUUUGUUGUGCCAGUACGUGCAGAAGCCAUGGUGGCUGCGAAGCUCGGUGACCAAUGCUCUUGUGCGGAAGCUCUGUAGGCUCUCUGUGCCCUGGUUGCCAAGAUGGCACCGUACGGUCGGCCAAUGCAACAUUCUCUUCCCCUCCCGUUCUGUCUAUCCCACCUGGUUUUUCUUUCUACCAAGACAUUCUACAGACUUCGUCGAUCUGUCCCCGAAUGUGAAACAUACUGUGAUCAACUGCCUUAGAGACUGCUUGGCCGAGGAUCCCACGGGGCUGGACACUUACCUUGAGCGAGCAUUAGACAAAGUCAAGGAAACUCAGAAUUUUCAUGAUUUUCGCAAAAAUGUCAGGGAAGCUGUAAAGGAAGUGGAGGACUGUGUUCACAUUCUGCUGGUUUGGCAUAUUGCUACAUGCUACUGCGAGAUUCAUCUUCUCGAUAAAACAAGAAGGGUGAAAAUCAAUAUAUUUUCGAGUGGGCGAGACUUGGGCAGGCACAGACCUUCGGAGGGCGAACCAAAUCUUUUGUGGUCUCAUUACAUGGUGGCUAGAACAUUGUCGCAGUACUGUGCGUAUGUGCUCACACUGGUUCCUCCUCUAGUGCCUGGGAACAGCCUAAUGGCCACGUCGGUGCUGGAAAAGGUUCUUGAAGAAAAAAGUCACCUUUUCGUCACAAGAUUUUACUCCUGGGUCCCUUGUUAUCGGUCCACCCGGAUGCUUGAAAAACUCAGGAAAUAUGCAUCAGAGGAAAAACAGGGCGAGGAAAAACAGAACGACCAAGAAGGGGACGAGGAAAACCAGGAUGGGAAAGAAGAGGAAAUCUAGACGACACCAUAUUGAAGAAGGGGGCAAUUCUUGGCAAGAAGCUGAUAGAAGCGUUCAGCGAUGACCAGUCAGAAGAUCUGUGGAGGUUCUUGUCAGAGUUCUGGGCCGGAUUCGUUAUCCACAUGGCUGCAUCUACAAGGGCUUCUCAGCACAAGAUAGUUCUGAGCUCUGGCGGGGAGCUCAUGACACAUCUCUGGGCGUUGCUUAGCCAUGCCGGCAUCCUAGGGUCGGUUCAGCACGGCGACCAAGACAUUUAUACAGCGCAAACGCAAGGACACGUUUACGAUCUGAGUGUGCAGUAUUAGGUGGGAAAAUCUGCACUGCCGUUUCAUGUGAAAAUGUAUGGAGAUAAGUGGGUUUCGAAAUAGAGAUGCUUCAUCUGGUGUCUAAGAAGCUUUUUCCCAAGCGACACACGAGGUGUUCUGGCAUGGGCAUAGCUGGGUGCCUAGGAUCAGAAGAAUUUGUGAUGGCUGACAGAUCUUCGACUUGCUGGAGGUUGCUUAUGUGUAUUUUAAGUUUAUCAAUAUCCGUAGUCAUUGCUGCUACUUUAAGUUUAUCAAUAUCCGUAGUUAUUGCUGCUACUUCCUAUUGUUAGCCUGUA
Molecule: messenger RNA, 3150 nt
Organism: Triticum aestivum (bread wheat)
Lineage: Eukaryota; Viridiplantae; Streptophyta; Magnoliopsida; Poales; Poaceae
Exons: 3
Coding region: 516-2549 (677 amino acids)
Source: RefSeq, a predicted model, not a curated record